Messenger RNA from Fusarium venenatum, 432 nucleotides. The record is from RefSeq and is a predicted model, not a curated record. NCBI's taxonomy places the organism in Eukaryota, Fungi, Ascomycota, Sordariomycetes, Hypocreales, Nectriaceae.
AUGGCUCUCAGGUUUGAGGUUGGUUACAGGCUCGAUAUCAGCCUGUCUACACGUGUCUGUGGCCCUGCAAGCUGCCGGCUCCCGCCCACGGCUGCGGCCAUAGCCGCAGCUGUUGGCGAGGACUUCGAGAAGCUUCAGCUGGUUCGUCAGAUCGUGAAGCGUGGAGUAAUAAUUAAGCUGUUGCGUAACCUUGUCCUCGAAAUGCGCAUGCAUGCUCCCCUAGUGACUUUGAUGUGGCAUGGACGGUCGGUCAAGAAACCUAGUCCUGCCCUUAUCUUUUACGUUACUUGUGGAGUCUAUCUUUUCCUGGUUACUGUCACCAACAUGUUAAUCUUGACUGUAAUUGUUUCAGCCCUGAUAUCUCAAUGUAAUCUCGAUUGUGAAUCGGUGACUGCAGAGUCAGGAGAGGGUGCCAUCUACCAAGCAAGCUAG